This is a messenger RNA of Choloepus didactylus (southern two-toed sloth), 5320 nucleotides long. RefSeq names its product DLG associated protein 2 (gene DLGAP2). Gene Ontology annotation, cellular component: glutamatergic synapse; postsynaptic specialization. Gene Ontology annotation, molecular function: molecular adaptor activity. The record is from RefSeq and is a predicted model, not a curated record. Gene Ontology annotation, biological process: signaling. Bases 223 to 3387 code for a protein of 1054 amino acids. The transcript is spliced from 15 exons. NCBI's taxonomy places the organism in Eukaryota, Metazoa, Chordata, Mammalia, Pilosa, Megalonychidae.
AUCUUUGGCCUUCUUCUUUUGCAAUGCUUUUGAACCUUUCUCUGAGUGCACAUUUCCCUGUUUUAUGAGAAGCCUCUUUCUGGCUCUUUGCAUUUGGAUACUGCAAGCAGUACAGCAGGAGUCUUUCCUCGGGAUCACUUUAGUGGCAGCCUGUGAGCUCUAUAAGUGGAACCCUUACUUUCAAUUUUCCAAAGGACAUGUAUAGAAGGUUGGGCCUGACAGAUGGAACUGAAACUGACUAAAAUCAAAGGAAACUUACAUGGACUGACCCUGUUUAAAGAGUCACAGUGCACCCUCUGUGGGGAACCGGAAGAGGAAGAGGGCGGAGAUCUGGCCCAGCCGGGCAUCAGUUUUCCAGGGCCAGCAGAGGAGGAACUAGAUCAGCAGUACUCAUGGUCACCAACUCAGCACUUCAAUGAAGAAAGAUACUCCCCUGCUCCUAGGAAUAUGAAAGGAUUAUCUGGGAGUCGAAAUCAACCACAGUUAUGUUCUGGACAUACUUGUGGCUUAACACCCCCUGAAGAUUGUGAACAUACUCAUGACCACAUUCACCAUGGGCAGGAAACAAGGCAGUCCUACUUGCUCAGCCCGACUGACAGCUGCCCAAUGGAGCAUCACCGUUGUUCACCCAGAAGUUCCAUUCAUUCUGAAUGUAUGAUGAUGCCCAUGAUGAUGGGCGACCAUAUGUCUAGUAGCACUUUUCCCAGAAUGCACUACAGUUCACAUUACGAUACAAGAGACGAUUGUGCCAUGUCUCACGCUAGCACAAAAAUUAAUCGAAUUCCAGCCAAUCUGUUGGACCAGUUUGAGAAACAACUCCCUCUCCACAGGGAUGGAUUCCAUACUUUACAAUACCAGAGGACUUCAACCGCCGCAGAACAGCGCAGUGAGAGUCCAGGGAGAAUACGGCACCUUGUCCAUUCUGUCCAAAAGCUCUUCACCAAGUCUCAUUCUUUAGAAGGCUCUUCCAAGAGUAAUGUCAAUGGGACGAAAGGUGACAGUAGAGUGGAUGACCACCACCACAGCCACCAUUUGAAACAUAGUAAAAGGAGUAAAAGCAAGGAGCGAAAACCCGAAAGCAAGCAUAAACCAGGCAUGAGUAGUUGGUGGAGUUCUGAUGACAAUUUGGACAGUGAUAGCACUUACCGAACACCAAGCAUGGUUCAUAGGCACCAUGUAGAUCAUAUCUCCCACUGCUACCCUGAAACUCUCCAGAGCCCCUUUGGGGACCUGUCACUAAAGACUUCUAAAAGUAAUAAUGACGUAAAGUGCUCGGCCUGUGAAGGCUUAGCUAUGACUCCUGAUGCAAAGUACAUGAAAAGGAGUUCCUGGUCCACCCUUACAGUAAGCCAGGCAAAGGAAGCUUAUCGUAAGAGUUCCCUUAACUUGGAUAAGCCUCUGGUCCAUCAGGAAAUCAAGCCUUCCUUGAGGCCAUGCCAUUACCUUCAGGUGCCUCAGGAUGAAUGGGGAGGGUACCCACCUGGUGGCAAAGAUGAGGAAAUACCCUGCAGGAGAAUGAGAAGUGGGAGCUAUAUUAAAGCCAUGGGAGAUGAGGAGAGUGGAGAGUCAGACUCUAGCCCCAAAACGUCACCAAAGGUAGCCAUCCGAGCAGAGCCGCUGUUGAAGUCCAUCGGACAGAGACCGCUUGGAGAUCACCAAACCCCAAGCUACCUGCAAGCUGCAAGCGAUGUGCCUGGUGGUCACAAUCUGGAUCCGUCUGCCAACUACAACUCUCCAAAAUUCCGCUCCAGAAACCAGAGCUACAUGAGAGCUGUCAGCACUCUGAGUCAGGCCAGCUGUGUGAGCCAGAUGAGUGAAGCCGAGAUCAACGGGCAGUUUGAAUCAGUGUGUGAAUCCGUCUUUAGUGAAGUUGAAUCUCAGGCCAUGGAUGCCCUUGACCUCCCUGGAUGUUUCCGAACAAGGAGUCACAGUUAUCUUCGAGCCAUUCAAGCUGGUUACUCCCAAGAUGAUGAAUGUAUUCCUGUAAUGACAUCCUCCAACAUCACCUCAACCAUCAGGUCAACAGCAGCUGUUCCGUACACCAACUACAAAAAAACACCCCCGCCGGUGCCCCCUCGCACCACCUCCAAGCCGCUGAUCUCGGUGACGGCCCAGAGCAGCACCGAGUCCACGCAGGACGCCUACCACGACAGCCGGGCCCAGAGGAUCUCCCCGUGGCAGCAGGAUGGCCGAGGCCUCUACAACUCCACCGACAGCCUGGACAGCAACAAGGCCAUGAACCUCGCUCUGGAAACGGCCGCUGCUCAGCGCCACGCCUCGGAAAGCCAGGGCAGCUCGGCGCGCACCGGCGACAAGGCGAUCCUGGCGUCCAAAGCCGAGGAGUUCCUCAAGAGCCGGCGGUCCUCUAUCGGGAUUCAGGAUUCUGAAUUCCCAGAGCAUCAGCCAUACCCAAGGUCAGAUGUGGAAACAGCUACAGACUCUGACACAGAGAGCCGAGGCCUGCGGGAAUACCACUCUGUUGGCGUGCAAGUAGAAGAUGAAAAGCGACAUGGACGUUUUAAGCGUUCCAAUAGCGUAACUGCUGCCGUUCAAGCAGACUUGGAGCUAGAGGGCUUUCCAGGACAUAUUACUAUGGAGGACAAAGGUCUCCAGUUUGGCUCAUCUUUUCAGAGACAUUCAGAACCUAGCACUCCUACCCAGUACGGAGCGGUAAGAACUGUGCGGACGCAGGGACUCUUCAGUUACAGAGAAGAUUAUAGGACCCAAGUUGACACUUCAAACCUUCCCCCUCCUGACCCUUGGUUGGAACCGUCCAUUGAGACAGUAGAAACUGGAAGGAUGUCUCCAUGUCGCAGGGAUGGGUCGUGGUUUUUGAAACUGCUACACACAGAGACAAAGAGGAUGGAAGGCUGGUGUAAAGAGAUGGAAAGAGAAGCAGAAGAAAAUGAUCUCUCAGAAGAAAUCCUCGGUAAAAUCAGGAGUGCUGUUGGGAGCGCUCAGCUUCUUAUGUCCCAGAAAUUCCAGCAAUUUUAUUGGCUUUGCCAACAGAAUAUGGAUCCCAGUGCCAUGCCAAGGCCUACUUCCCAGGACCUCGCUGGCUACUGGGACAUGUUACAACUUUCCAUUGAGGAUGUCAGCAUGAAGUUUGAUGAACUGCACCAGCUGAAGCUCAAUGACUGGAAGAUAAUAGAGUCACCUGAAAGAAAGGAAGAAAGAAAGGUCCCCCCUCCAAUACCAAAGAAGCCCCCAAAAGGGAAAUUUCCUAUUACAAGAGAAAAGUCCCUAGACCUGCCUGACAGACAACGUCAAGAAGCUCGAAGACGGCUCAUGGCCGCUAAGAGAGCAGCCUCCUUUCGACAGAAUUCUGCCACAGAGCGCGCUGACAGCAUUGAAAUCUACAUCCCCGAGGCCCAGACCCGGCUUUAAGGACAGAAUGCUGCAACAUUUACCUUUUUUUCUUCUUCUUUUUAACAAAAUGCUUGUACAGUUUGUCAUCUACCUGGUAAUUUUUGUCUCAUUUCCUCCAUCGAAUACACCCUUGCUGUUGUGUUCUUUGUGCCAUAAACACAUUGGAAUGCUUUCGAUUUCCUCAGUUUGCUGAGCUCAUUGCAAGAACGACUUCCUAUUUUCUUUUUUUUCUUUUUAACUGAUGGUCUGACCUACAUCAGUUAUGAUGGAUAGGCUUUUUGAGACCUAACUUAUCCCCCUUGUUCUCAGAGGAUAACAAGAAAACACCUCUUGAGAUGGAACCCGACGUACAUUUUGUUAUUUAUAUUUUUAUAAAUUGUGUGAUAGUUAGAAAUAAGAAUAACAAAUAACUAUAAAUGGGUGCAUCUCACCAUUUACUAGAGGCAUUAGAUAACCCAAGUGGAAGGUGCUACAACUUGAAGUGCAGGAAAGAAAGAACCCAUUUCUCCCUUGAGCCUCUGGUACAUUUUCCCUAAAUCUAGUUGAUUCACCUGUCCUCAUGUGUGCUAUUCUUUGUCGCUCUAGAAAACAUUAGGCUUGUUGUGUCAAGUUUAUGAUAAUGAAAAGUGAUCUCUCCAGCUACCAAAACUCCCUACCAUAUGGUUUGCCAACAACCCAGGAGAUUACAAGUCUGAACCCAUUAAAAAUAUCCAGCACAGAAUCAACACACAAAAAUAAGCUGAAUUGUCAUACAAAGGAGUGAUGGAUGAAAAGAAAUUAAAGUCUUAAAAAGGCUAACUUCUAUAGCAAGAGAAUAAAGAGAAAAAAAUGUCCUUACGUCUAUGAAAUAGUCAUUGUACUUUUAAAUUCCUUUAUAAUUUAAAACUUACAUACAUGUUUUUCCUUGAAGUUCACCAUUUAUGCUACAUGUGAUUUUAUAUAUAUAUAUAUAUAUAUUCUCAGACUGCUCUAUCAGUUGACUUUCCAGGGUAUCCUUAAAAAAAAAGUUUGCUUGUUUAAAAUGACAGUUGUGAUGUAAAAAGUUUAAGAAAUAUGAAUGUGAGUGGUAAGUAUAUCUCAGUUAUAUGGUAAAGAUGAAAUGUAGUUUACAUUUGUAUUUUUCCAGAAUUCUUUUGUCCUAUGCAGUAUUACUAAAGCCAAGAAAAUAUUUCUUGCUUGUUUUAGACAUGAAGAAAAAUGGUCACGUAUUGUGAUUUCCAACUGUGGAAUUUAAGGAAAGUAAUCUGUUUUCAUGACUCCGAUUGGCACCAGAGAAAAAUAGAAACUACUCUAAUUGAAAGGUUUUACAUUACUGUAAUCAAAAUUUUGAUUCAGUAAUCGUUAUUUGAACACCACUUCUGGAAAAUGAGUAUUGCUAUUCAGACACAUCCUCAAAUGAAGAAUCUAUCAAAUUUACCUAUUUAUUCCCAGUCCUUCUCACUGCUACUCAUGGUAAAGACAGGAUUGCAGUUGAAGAUGGAAGUUUCCACCAAACUGCCAUGCCUUCCAUUUCCCUGCUUUAAGGAAUGCCAUGUACCUUGCCAUAGGCAGAAUAGCUUUCCAUUAUCUUGUAGCACUUUGUUUUCUAGUCUUUAUUUGCACUUUAAAAUGUAUCCAGCUCACUCUGCAGCUUGAAACACCAUCAAGAGCAUACAGAAAGGUAGUUACACAGUUGGAGCAUUCUUUAAGAAUGUAGUUUUUCCUUUUCCUUAUCUUCUACAUUCCACUAAGCAUGGGGUUUACUGGGAGCACAGUUGAUAUUAAAGCAUGUUUAGCUUCAAAAUUUUACUUUUUAAAGCUGAAUAAUUAAGAAUUCCCUGUAAGAACAAAACCCUGUAAAUUGAGCCUCGGGUCUGAGUAUAUAUUUUACCAAACAGCCUUAAAAUAUAUUUGGAAGCAAAAAUCAGUACGAAUGUAAAACCUUGAAAAAUGCAAAAAAAAAAAAAAAAAA